CCCCAGGCCCCGCCCGCCCCGUCCGCCAGGCCAUGGUGGCGCUGAAGGGUGUCCCCGCGCUGCUGUCCCCCGAGCUGCUCUACGCGCUGGCGCGCAUGGGGCACGGGGACGAGAUCGUUCUUGCGGACUUGAACUUCCCGGCCUCCUCCAUCUGCCAGUGUGGGCCCCUGGAGAUCCGUGCAGACGGCCUGGGCAUCCCGCCGCUCCUGGAGGCUCUGCUGAAGCUGCUCCCCCUGGACACCUAUGUGGAGAGUCCGGCUGCAGUCAUGGAGCUGGUGCCCAGCGACAAGGAGAGGGGCCUGCAGACCCCGGUGUGGACGGAGUACGAGUCCAUUCUACACAGGGCCGGCUGCACGAGAGCCCUGGCAAAGUUAGAGAGGUUCGAGUUUUAUGAGCGGGCUAAGAAGGCUUUUGCUGUUGUGGCAACAGGAGGCUGGAGAAAGGUCUCAGCACCCUGGCCCUGCCUCCCAGCUUAGUGCUGGGCUUGGCUCCUCUGCAGGGAGACGGCCCUCUACGGAAACCUCAUCCUCAAGAAGGGGGUGCUUGCCCUCAGCCCCCUGCUGUAGGCCUGGUGAAGACCACCUGGGCCGGAAGAGGAAUUGGGGGCACCCUGAGCUCCGGUACCACCACUCACAACAGGCCUCCCAGCAGCAGCCCCAGACCUGGGCCCUAGCCAGGGCUCUAGGGGGCCGGCAGUCAUGGGGUGGGCCCUGCCAAUUGGUACAAAUGUCCCUGAUUUGUGAAAAUGAUGGAAAAACGUAGUCGCCGAUAAACGUUCAGUCUAAAGGUUUUAA
This is a messenger RNA of Macaca mulatta (Rhesus monkey), 794 nucleotides long. RefSeq names its product fucose mutarotase (gene FUOM). Gene Ontology annotation, molecular function: racemase and epimerase activity, acting on carbohydrates and derivatives; fucose binding. The record is from RefSeq and is a predicted model, not a curated record. Gene Ontology annotation, biological process: fucose metabolic process. NCBI's taxonomy places the organism in Eukaryota, Metazoa, Chordata, Mammalia, Primates, Cercopithecidae.